This is a messenger RNA of Schistocerca nitens (vagrant locust), 651 nucleotides long. RefSeq lists its product as uncharacterized. The record is from RefSeq and is a predicted model, not a curated record. The transcript has a single exon. Bases 1 to 651 code for a protein of 216 amino acids. Lineage: Eukaryota; Metazoa; Arthropoda; Insecta; Orthoptera; Acrididae.
AUGGCUCGGCAUCCACACUGCCGCCUGCUCAUCGGCUCGGCAUCCAGACUGCCGCCCGCUAGUCAGCUCGGAAUCCAGACUGCCGCCCGCUCAUCGACUCGGCAUCCACACUGCCGCCCGCUAGUCGGCUCGGCAUCCAGACUGCCGCCCGCUCAUCGGCUCGGCAUCCAGACUGCCGCCCGCUCAUCGGCUCGGCAUCGACACUGUCGCCGGCUCAUCGGCUCGGCAUCCAGACUGCCGCCUGCUCAUCGGUUCGGCGUCCAGACUGCAGCCCGCUCAUCGGCUCCGCAUCCAGGCUGCCACCCGCUCAUCGGCUCCGCAUCCAGGCUGCCGCCCGCUCAUCGGCUCGGCACCCAGACUGCCGCCCGCUCAUCGGCUCGGCACCCAGACUGCCGCCCGCUCAUCGGCUCGGCACCCAGACUACCGCCCGUUCAUCGGCUCGGCAUACAGACUGCCGCCCGCUCAUCGGAUCGACAUCCAAACUGCCGCCCGCUCAGCGGCUCGGCAUCGACACUGCCACCCGCUCAUCGGCUCGGCAUCGACACUGCCGCCCGCUCAUCGGCUCAGCAUCGACACUGCCGCCCGCUCAUCGGCUCGGCAUCCACACUGCCGCCCGCUCAGCGGCUCGGCAUCCACACUGCCGCCCGCUGA